Molecule: messenger RNA, 1800 nt
Organism: Erigeron canadensis
Lineage: Eukaryota; Viridiplantae; Streptophyta; Magnoliopsida; Asterales; Asteraceae
Product: cytochrome P450 78A9-like
Exons: 2
Coding region: 12-1592 (526 amino acids)
Molecular function (GO): heme binding; iron ion binding; monooxygenase activity
Source: RefSeq, a predicted model, not a curated record
AACAAUAGAGCAUGACAACUCACAUAGACACUCUCUGGCUUUUUGCACUUGCCUCGAAAUGUAAAUGCACUUCCAUCAAUUUCCUCACUUUCUUCGCCAUCUUCACUCUAGCCUAUUUCAUUAAAUCCUUGUUCCAAUGGGCUAGGCCCGGCGGCCCUGCUUGGUCCAAACACAAAACCACCAUCCCGGGCCCAAAGGGAGUCCCUAUACUUGGUAGCAUGCACCUCAUGUCCGGUCUAGCUCACCAUAAGCUCGCUGCAGCCGCACACAACUUUCAUGCCGACCGACUCAUGGCUUUUAGCUUAGGCGAAACCCGUGUGAUUGUGAGUUGCAACCCUGAUGUCGCAAAAGAGAUCCUUAACAGUUCGGCUUUUGCUGACCGUCCAAUAAAAGAGUCGGCAUAUAGCUUGAUGUUCAACCGAGCUAUAGGUUUUGCCCCUUAUGGUGUUUAUUGGCGUACGCUACGUCGAAUUGCGGCUACACAUCUUUUUUGUCCGAAACAAAUUAAGGUUUCCGAAAGACAACGCAUGGUGGUAUCAAAACAGAUGGUGGAGAUGUUUAGCGACCAGCAAAUGGCUGUAUGUGUUCGAGAUGUCUUGAAACGAGCUUCUUUGAGUAACAUGAUGUUGUCCGUGUUUGGCAAGACUUAUAGGUUAGACUCUUAUGACGACGAGUCGGUUGAGUUGAGGAAGCUAGUGGAUGAAGGGUAUGACCUUUUAGGUGUAUUCAACUGGACCGACCACCUUCCUUGGUUGAAUGAUUUUGAUUUGCAAGGUGUUCGGUCCAGGUGUUACAAGCUGGUUCCUAAAGUGAACCAGUUUGUGAAACGGAUCAUCGCUGAACACCAGGCAAAACCGGUCCAAUCCAACGGUGACUUCACUGACGUCUUGUUAUCACUCCAAGGUUCAGAUAAAUUAUCUGAAACAGAUAUGAUUGCCGUCCUUUGGGAAAUGAUAUUUAGAGGAACAGACACGGUGGCAGUGUUGAUAGAAUGGAUACUAGCGAGGAUGGUGCUUCACGUGGAUGUUCAAUCAAAGUUACAAGAUGAGCUAGACAGAGUCGUGGGGAGGUCACGUGCGGUCACGGAAGCUGAUCUCACCAAUUUGGUUUAUUUACAGGCUGUGGUGAAAGAAGUUCUUAGGCUACAUCCACCCGGCCCAUUACUUUCAUGGGCUCGUCUAGCCAUCACCGAUACGAUCAUCGAUGGUCAUCACAUUCCCCGUGGAACGACCGCAAUGGUUAACAUGUGGGCUAUAACCCGGGACCCACAAAUAUGGAACGACCCGUUAGAGUUUCGACCAGAAAGGUUUGUGAAUGAGGCCGAGGGGUUAACGGAUAUGUCGGUGAUGGGUUCUGAUUUGAGGUUGGCUCCGUUUGGGUCGGGCAGGCGAAGUUGCCCGGGGAAAAGUCUUGGGCUGACAACUGUCAUCUUUUGGGUUGCGUCGGUAUUGCACGAGUUUAAGUUGGAGAGGUGUGAUGGGUACGAUGUAGACUUGACAGAGGUAUUAAAGUUAUCUAGCGAAAUGGCGAACCCACUUCGUGUUACUUUUCGACCACGGCCUAGACACAACCCCACUUCAUCGUGUUUGUAAUGAUGUUUAUAACAAAUAUUGGAGUUAUACCAUUUUAACAAAAAUGGAAAUAGAUAGUGUGCCAUAAUGUUAUAUACUUUUUGCGUGGAUACAUCACUAUAUAUGUUUACUAGUAUAAGUUUGUUACUUAUUUUUAUUUUAUUAUAUUGUGGAUCGAUGUUGAUGUAUAUACUUUUCUGAAAUUAAAUAUUAUUGUAAGUUUGAUUCA